Molecule: messenger RNA, 729 nt
Organism: Apiotrichum porosum
Lineage: Eukaryota; Fungi; Basidiomycota; Tremellomycetes; Trichosporonales; Trichosporonaceae
Exons: 4
Coding region: 1-729 (242 amino acids)
Source: RefSeq, a predicted model, not a curated record
AUGGAACGGUUUGAGAGAUCUGGGGGCGUGGCUCUUCUCGUCUGCGGCGGACGAGGCUGCCUUGGCCUUGGUCUUGCUGCCACCUUCAGUGGCGUUUACGGUGAAGUGGCUUUCUCCGCGACACGGAAGCGGGCGUCAAGCGCUGCUGGAACCUCCCGCCGGAAGGAGGUCCGCGCAGGCCAACGGGUACAGUAUCAUAUGUGUCCCAUCUGGCGGGCCAAGUACUUUAAGAACGCUCUCUACCGCUAUGGCAUCGACCUCAAGGAGUUUGACGGCCUGGAGUUUGUCUUCACGCACGCCCAAGUGUACAGCUUCGAAGAGCUCGACCGCAUCGCCGAAAAAAUAUCGAAGUCAACGCCUGGCUGGUUCCACACGCCCCUCAUGGUUGAGGAAGCGGCAAAACGUGAUCUCCUUGUCGCACCGCACACUGGCAAGUCACUCAACAGAGGGUCCCCGCUUGCUCCCGCGGAGAGGAGCAUGCGCUUUUGGCUUGACAAAAAGCUACCGGGCUGGGAAGGAGGAAACUACUCGCUCAAAGUUAGUUGGUCAUCGUACGGCGAUAUUGACGGCAUCAUUACUGUCAUGGAUUCCGAGGCUAUCAUCAAGGCGAUCAACACGCUCUACGGAUACACCCUCGAGAAGCAGCACGCCUGCGCCUUCCCCAUGGGUCCGGCGAAUACGUCAGGCGACGACACAAUGUCGACAUUGUGGGCACCAGGGUACGCUUGA